Messenger RNA from Closterium sp. Naga37s-1, 1719 nucleotides. The record is from the annotation of a GenBank genome assembly. Lineage: Eukaryota; Viridiplantae; Streptophyta; Zygnematophyceae; Desmidiales; Closteriaceae.
AUGUCGUUGGGCCUCGUAGACUUAGAGGUUCUACAGCAAAGCGGGUCGGAAUCGGACAAGAAGCACGCAGCUAGCAUACUCCCGGUUAUGAAGAAGCCACAUCUGCUCCUCUGCACUCUCCUCAUCGGAAAUGCUCUUGCCAUGGAGGCCCUUCCCAUAUUCCUGGACGCGCUCGUGCCUUCAUGGGCCGCCAUUCUUCUCUCAGUCACUCUCAUCCUGCUCUUUGGCGAGAUUAUUCCUCAAGCUGUGUGCUCGCGCUAUGGGCUGGCCAUAGGAGCUACCCUGGCCCCUCUCGUCAAGGUUCUCGUGCUGCUCUUCUACCCCAUCGCCCUCCCCAUCAGCAAGCUACUGGACCUCGUGCUGGGAGCAAGCAACGAGCCGCUGUACCGCCGCGCAGAGCUCAAGGCGUUUGUCAACAUGCACGCAAAGAUGGAGGGAAGGGGCGGUGACUUGACAGUGGACGAAACGACGAUCAUCAGUGGCGCGCUGGAGCUAGCAGGGAAGACGGUGGCAGACGCCAUGACGCCCAUCCACCACGCCUUCUCGCUCAGCGUCGACACCAAGCUCGACCUGGAGACGAUGCAGCAGCUGAUGAAGAGAGGCCACAGCCGGGUUCCCGUGUACCACGACUCCCCCAACAACAUCUUUGGAUUGCUGCUAGUGAAGAAUCUCAUAUCGCUCCACCCAGAGGAUGCCACUCCGAUUCGCAAGGUUCCUAUUCGCCGAAUUCCAAGUGCAGGCCUCCCUGCCCUAUACGGCAUGCUCAACGAGUUUCAGCGAGACCACUCGCAAAUGACAGCUGUCACUUUUCUAGGCGCCUCAAAAAAAGACUACUUACCUCCCUGCCACUACCCCCCCUUCGCCCCCUCCCUCCAUGCCCAACGCCCCACCAGAGUGCAAGCCUCCCUGCCCCUGUACGACAUGCUGAACGAGUUCCAGCGCGGACCCACGAUCCGUGUGCAGCAGCUGACUGCCGCCACUGUUUCCGCUGCCCUUACUGCCAGGCAGCAAAGGGAUGGCAAGAGGUUGCUGAUCGAUGUGCAACAGCGACAGGGCAGCGGGCCGAUGGGUGCUGCUGGAGGGCGGAAGGGUGUGUUUCGCAGCAGUGUUGUGGCUGCUGACAUGGCAGUUGAUGUUUCUCAGCUCGAGGCAGCUGCUGGUGCAGGGAGGAAGCGGCGGAGGAGGAAAGAUAGUGGAGAAGGGAGUGGUGCUGGUAGCGCUGUUACGGGGGGCGAUGGCAAUGGGUUGGGGUUUAGUCCCAGGAGUGAAGAGUCUGAGGAAGUGCGACCAGGGGUAGGGGAGGAGAGGAGUCUUAUAGGUGGUGGUGAGGGAUCGGUGGAACAGGCAGAAGGAGAUGUAGAGGCUGAGGGGAGGGGGGAGGAGGCUAGGUGUGCACGGCCAGGAGGUUGGCAAGAGGAGGAAGAGGAGGAAGAGGGGGAAGAUGGGGAGGAGGAAGAGGAGGUGGUGGUGGGGAUAAUAACGAUGGAGGAUGUAAUAGAGGAGCUGUUGCAGGAGGAGAUAUUGGACGAGACAGAUGUGAACCUGCUCAUGCACCGGUGUGUGAAGGUGCCCUCCUCCACGGGGCACACUCCUGGAAGCACAUCUGCACGCACGUCUGACCACAUUCCUGGAUAUACAGUUGAGUGCACUAGUGGAGAUACAGCUGGGAUGACUGAUUCAUCUGAGCUUUUUCGCACCCCAAGCAUCAGGCUCGAAUAG